AUGUCAAAGGUUGCGGAGAAGAAGCUCAUCAAUGAUAAAAUUGCGAAAGUUCGCGAAGUCGUACAUGGUGUCAGCACGAAUGACAUUAUAUUGGCAUUGCAUUCCUUUGAUAUGAAUGUGGAACGAACCAUUCAGGCAUUUUGUGAAGAUGGAGCUUCGGAAGUGCUGGACGACUGGGUCCGUCCAACUGGUGCUUCUGGGAAAAACAAGAACAAAAAGAAGAAGAAGAACAAGCAGUGUGGUUCAGAGUCAGAGGCUGGUUCUGUUGCGCCUACCGCCUCGCCGUCUGUCGUUCCAAAAACUUCGCCCAAUUAUUUCGUAGUUAUAUCAACUCAAGGAGCAUCUGCGCCAGCGGCUGUUUCUUUGCCGAAAGCUGUCUCACCGGUUCAAGCGGCCGCUAUCAAACAUGCCACUAGUCAGUCCAGUAUUUCAAGCUCACUUGGAGCGGAUUCGGGUGUAAAUCUCAGCCCUACUCAUAAUGCCAAGGUUGUUAGUGGAGGAAUUCAGAUGCAGUCGGAUGUACUAUCAGCAGAUCAGUUGGAAGCUCUUCAACGUUCUUUGGCAGAACAGCUGGCAGCAUUCGGAAUUGAUGCGUCAGUGCUGUCCGGUGUUACUGCUGGAGACAUGCCUGUUCGUCGUAAUCGAAAGCUGGACGCAACUAGGAAAGGCCCUGUGCAGUACAGAAAUGAAAAGUCAUCAAUACGUCCCCAAUUAUCCAUUCUGUAG
Molecule: messenger RNA, 726 nt
Organism: Angiostrongylus costaricensis
Lineage: Eukaryota; Metazoa; Nematoda; Chromadorea; Rhabditida; Metastrongylidae
Source: the annotation of a GenBank genome assembly